Messenger RNA from Batrachochytrium dendrobatidis JAM81, 4254 nucleotides. RefSeq lists its product as uncharacterized. Gene Ontology annotation, molecular function: calmodulin binding; microtubule minus-end binding. The coding region runs from base 1 to 4254 and encodes 1417 amino acids. The record is from RefSeq and is a predicted model, not a curated record. Gene Ontology annotation, biological process: negative regulation of microtubule depolymerization; cytoplasmic microtubule organization. The transcript has 5 exons. Gene Ontology annotation, cellular component: microtubule minus-end. NCBI's taxonomy places the organism in Eukaryota, Fungi, Chytridiomycota, Chytridiomycetes, Rhizophydiales.
AUGGAUAGUAGUUCUCAGUUGCAUUUUGCUAAAAGUUUAAUUGGAAAAGACGACCUAACUGAUGAAGACCUUGUUGAAGGGUUUGUUUUUUUACAGAUUUUAUCCCUGAUAGUGCCAUCAUCUGUAAAUUUGUCAUGGUAUACUACAGAUGCAGCAAUGAAAUGUACAAAUCUUCCUUUACGCAAUCAUACAGUAUUGGCGAAAAGUCUUGACAGUAUUUGCAAGGCAUCAUCUUACCCAUCUAUCCAAGAUACUCUUAAAUCAAUCUCACAGCAAGUUUUACAAAAUGCAAAAUCUGGAGAUAUCGAUGCAUGCCAUACUCUUCUCAAUAUACUGUGUAGCGCGUAUUGCGCAAUGAAUAAUAUAGACACUUCCAAGAAAGUUGAACCACUUGAUGGAUCGGGGAAUUUGGACUUGAUGGAUCAAGAUGAAAGCAUGACUAUCAUGGAACCUCAAAUGCUAGAGGUGAAAGCAAGCACCAAUAUAAGAAGUUUGGAUGAUGAAACGUAUAUUUGUGCAGAGCCGACAUUUAGACCACUUGUACGAUGGAUUGUAAACAAAACUAUUCAGGUCAUUCAAUCCAAAACAAAGCCGAUUCAUUCACUUGCCAAUAACCUUGAAUCUAUUUUAGCCGAAUUGAGCAAUUCAAGCUGUCUAACGCUGUCUACAAAUACAUUGAAUCUUCUUUGCUCUACUCAAAUGUAUAGUAUAUUGACGUUUUCUCUAUUUGAUUCCACGCCCUUAUCAGAUAGUCAUACACUUGAAAUUUUGGGCUCUGGUGUCAAUCUUCAUGCGGAUCUAAAGUUUCUUGAAAUAUUAAUGACAAACGGAUACCUGCACUUUCAGCAUAGUCUGAUGGAUUCCCUUCGAGAUAUCAUUUGUGAUCAAGCCCCGUUUUACGAAUCAAUUCACGCCAACAUCAUUUCAGCCCUGCUGUCAGCAAGUUUACGUCACAUCGAUAUAGCAACUGUCGUCAACCAUCUUACACAUAAUUUUACGGAAUACAAUCCAGCAUUGAUUUACCCAUAUGAUCUUGAAGAUGCGAUGUUGGUAUGGGCAAACCAAUGCAUAGUCUCUGUGCAGAAGCAUCAAUCAUCACCGAGUAAAAGUAUUACGACAUCAAAUGGCACAUCCUCCGACAUGUCUGACUUGGACGAUAUUGGAAAAGAUACGUUUGAUGGUCGUGUAAUCUGUCUGAUUUUAUCCAGAUACUACCCAACCCAAUUCAUGGUACAUGAGCAUACCGUCAAAUGGAAAUCCAAGCUUACAACUGCGGAUAUUGUGCUCAACUGGUCGAUUAUUUCAAAAUUCACGCAGUCUAAUUUGGGUAUUGACCAGCCACUUCUGAUGCCAUUAGACAUUGAAGCUAUUCAGACUCAACGAACAGAUUCAUCUAUGGGUGCAGCCAACUCUUCAUUAUGCACGUUGUUUGUUUCGCUAUUGGUUGACGUGUUCAAUGCGUGCACAACACAAAAGUUUGCUGAUAAAGUGGAAAUAGCGACAACAGUCAAGCGUAUAUCAAUAUCUAGAACCAAACUACGUGAUCGACCCUCUUUGAAAUCUGCUGAUUCUGAGUCUGGAGUCAAGGUCGAUGUUCGACCGCAGAAUAAUGCGUUUGAUAAAAUACAAAGAAUGGAUUCUGCAGUGAGCAAUGUUUUGAAUACAAAUGAUGUAGAACAUGUCCCAUUCAACGUCUCAAAUACUUUGACUGUAAUGAGAUCAGACGUGCCUACAGUAACAGAUCAAUUAACUCAAAAUACAAAGCUAUUUGCAAAAGAUAGUGAAUCAAGCCAGCUACAUGCUUCUCAAUCACAACCAAAAUCUACAUCCCCAAAGAUCCGUCCAAAAAAGCCAUCAAUGCAUCUAGUGAAAACAAUGCAGCAAAGCAAACUUGAACUUUUAACUGUCAAAAAUAUUCAAAAUGGGUCAAAAGAUCAGUCUUUAACAUCUCAAUCCAAAUCAUGCAAAGAGCUUCGCACUAGCACACCAAUAUCCAACUCAUUUUUGCCAUCAAUAUACAAUCCCAUACCACAAUCUGACCCAUCUACAUCUACCACUAGUAUGAUAUCAAAACUUCCCGCGUCAGCAAACUCUACUUCAACAUCUUCGAGUUCACAUAGACAAAAACUAGACGGGGUGAUCCUGCCACCACUUGAACAUAGCCAUAGCGAAAGUAUGGUAGCUAAAAGCAAUCCAUCAUUUUCUCAAUUUAUUACACCGCAACAGUCAAUAAUAGAUGGGAAAAAGGUGGCAGAAAAGGUAUUGGUUGCUGUUCAACAAUCAACACCGAGGUUGCCGUCGCGUAAUGAUGUUCAUUUGCCAUUCAUUGAAACUACUCAUAGCUUAGUUGAAAAAGCCCCAAAUAGCUCAAUCGAAAAUGCUGGCAGUGUCUAUGAACCAAUUCAUAAAGUUUCUGGCUCUAUCCCGUUAGAGUCUUCAGGCAACAUACUCGAGUCUCAUGCUACUCAUGACGAUGCGACAAUCAAGUAUCUAGCCAAAGAUGAAAACAAACAGCAAGGCAAAAUUGUCACACAAUCACAGCUUUGCGAAUUAUUGGUUGAUGAAGCUGAUCAAGAAUCGCAUUUUACAGACAAUCAAGAAGAUAUCGCAAGCUUGACUAUGAGUCAGAUGCCAGAGCUCAAUCAGUAUGACAGCAUUUCUCAAGUAGAAUAUUAUCAGCAUGCAUCCAAUCAAAGUGUAUAUGAGGAUAACAACUGUUUUGACAAGCAUCAAUACGUUCAAUCAGAUACUGAAGAAAUGGACCCAGAAUUUGACAAUGAAUUCAAAAAUGGUUCUGAAGAUAGACAAUCUGAACAAGAAAUGAACCAGUACCAAGCAGCACAAAUCUCGUCUGCAUGCAAAAGGGAUUGCAUUUCUGAUGAAUCUAGUUCAAAGCCAAACAAAUAUACACACCCCUAUAUAGGACAAACUCCACAAGAUCGUUCUGCCCAGUCGAUGGCAUCAUCUACGUAUAAGAAUGAGCAAGAGUAUACAGAGCCUUACGAUUCCUUAACUAAUAUAUCCGAAUUGAACAAAAAAUCAGACAACAAACAGCUCUUGCAAAAAAGUGACCAAAAUCCAAAUGCUCGCUCGUGUACAACCCCAUUUGCUUUUUCACUUGACUCAACAGACACAGUUAAAAAGUCGGUAUAUGACGAUAAAGUUAAUUUUGAUCAGCCAGAGGCAGUAGGUAUAAGUAAUGCAGCUGAGCCACCAUCAUUACACGAGAAGAAGGGAACGGCGAUAUCAGCUCGUGUAGAAAGCUUUCUACCACAGUCGCAAAUGGAUGCUAGUCCAAAAUAUACUAAAUCAUUUCCACCUUCUACUCCACCUACUAAACUACGUCCAAGAACUGGGCUAAAAUCGUUCCCGCUUCUCGAAGCUACUCAACCCGAAGCGAAAACACACGAAAGCGUGACCGAUACAAUGGUACCUUUUGAUCAAUCUAUUCAAGAGACAUCUGAAGAGAAAAAUACAGUAGAUCAUGUAGAUGAACUUACAGCUGCUGAAAAAUGGGAACGAGUUAAAAAAUCCAAAGGUAUUUCUAGCAACUCGACAGAACCAGUUCCGGGAAAAACAGAAAUGAAAUCAAGUUUGACAAAGCUGGAUCAGAUUCAAAAGCAAAAGGCUGAGCGAGACCAAAUUCGAAAAAAGUUGAAGCAAGAGCGUGAAAAGACACUCGAGGUUGCACGAAAGGAGCAAGCGGAAUUACAACUAAAGCGUAUGGAAGAGAAAAGUAUGCAGAGACUAACUUCAAAAGUCGCGGAUAAUGGCACUAUUGAAAUAAAGCAUGCCAGUUCUUUACCAUCCGAGAUUACUCCAGCAAACCCCAAAUCUUGUGGUUCAGCAUUUGGCACUUCAAAACAUCCAAUCAAGAGAGCAAUCAUCAAAGUACAAUCGAAUCGAACACUCAUCAAGAACGCUCUUAUGCAUGUGUGCCUAGCUGGCUCAGCAAAUGAAAGCACAAAGCAAGAAGUCAUGGAGGACCUUCACGAUUCACCUGCUCAGCAUUUUGUGAUUAUAUUCAAAGAUGUCAACAACUUUUCUUUUCGUGGACUAUACUCAUGGGACGCAGUGCUUGAUCAAACUCUCAAAGUAUAUGCUGGUGCUUUGGGUAGAAAUGUACUAGACCCAUCUCAAGUGCUGGAGUUUUACAAGUAUGACAGUGGAGCGCGCACAUUCAAGCCCGUAGCUACCAAGAGUUUUGGUCGAAGUGUACACGCAGUGGCUGUUGGUCGCGACUUUCUCAUGUGA